This is a messenger RNA of Eutrema salsugineum, 670 nucleotides long. RefSeq lists its product as uncharacterized. The coding region runs from base 98 to 391 and encodes 97 amino acids. The transcript has 2 exons. The record is from RefSeq and is a predicted model, not a curated record. Lineage: Eukaryota; Viridiplantae; Streptophyta; Magnoliopsida; Brassicales; Brassicaceae.
UUUUGGGAGUUGGGUUUGUUCUACAGUCUCUCUCUCCUCUCUCUUCUCUCGUCUCUCUCUCCUCUCUCUUCUCUCGUCUCUCUCUUCACAAGCUCAAAUGGCCGGCGUGAGAUGGAGAGAGUGGUGGAACACGAUGGCGUUCCCCACGCGGCGAAUCUGGAAUCGUUUCACCGUUCGCGUCGGAUUCCGUCAUAGCGGACUCUUGAGGCUACAGAACGACGUGAGUUCUUGCGAGUACGAAGACAUACACAUCAUGUGGAAUCUGUUGCACAAGAACGAAAUUCAGACACCAACACCAACACGUGGCGCUCGAAUCCAACAACGGAUCCAACAAAGGAAGAAAGCUUGUUGGAAUCUACUGAUCGGUUCAUAUCUUUGCCAAAGAUUCUGAUUAUUAUAUAUAUAUAAAAAAAAUAUAACCCAAAAACAUUCCAAAACCAUCGUUGUAACUGAGAGAGCCUUGACGGGUCCCCUGCAAAUGUGGUGAGGUAAUUGACAUAUUUGGCGAAUAAGAAAAUCCGAGGCUGCACAGUUUUAGCUGCUGUUAUGUUCCAUAUCAUGCCUCUAUAUAUAUUAUAUGAGUAUUAUUAUCACUUGAGUGUUGUAUAUAUGAAACAAUUGUUUUAAGAUAGUUUGGAUACAUCUAUGUUCAUCUAUAUGGUUUUCUGGU